Messenger RNA from Salvia miltiorrhiza (redroot sage), 1089 nucleotides. RefSeq names its product LOB domain-containing protein 1-like. Lineage: Eukaryota; Viridiplantae; Streptophyta; Magnoliopsida; Lamiales; Lamiaceae. The record is from RefSeq and is a predicted model, not a curated record. Bases 109 to 708 code for a protein of 199 amino acids. The transcript has 2 exons.
AAACUACAGCAGCAACACAGUUAAAACAUCUAUACUACAAUAAAAAAGAAAAGUCACACACACACACUGCCCCCUCACCCCACCCCACCCCCCCACCGAGAUAUCAUAAUGGCAUACAGCGGAAACUCCAGCGCCAAUGCCGCGGCGGCGGAAGGGUCUAUCUCAGCCCUCUCCCCCACCUCCUCGUCUUCGCCUCCCUCCUCUCCGCCGUCGCCUCCGGUGAUUCUCAGCCCGUGCGCCGCCUGCAAGAUCCUCCGCCGCCGAUGCGUCGAGAAAUGCGUCUUGGCGCCUUACUUUCCGCCCACGGAGCCCCUCAAAUUCACCAUUGCUCACCGUGUUUUUGGCGCUAGUAACAUUAUCAAGCUGUUGCAGGAGCUGCCUGAGGAUCAAAGAGCAGAUGCUGUGAACAGCAUGGUUUAUGAGGCAAAUGCGAGGCUGAGGGACCCCGUCUACGGCUGCGCCGGCGCGAUUUGCCACCUGCAGAAGCAGAUCAGUGAGCUUCAAGCUGAACUGGCAAGAGCUCAAGCUGAAAUCUUGAACAUCCAAUGCCAGAACUCCAGCUUGUUUGAGCUCAUUUGCAAGCAGAUGUCUGCAAAAACACAUAAUGAUGAGGAAAAUCUGCAGCCGCCGCAGCCGUUUCAUGAUAAUUCGGCUUUCCUUUUGGAUGAGAGCAUUUUGGGCGUGGCUUGGGAGCCACUAUGGACAUGAACUUGAUGAUAUUACAUUGAUAAAAUUAAAGGAGAAUUUUAAUUUUAACUUAUAUAUAUAUAUAUCUAUACUUACAAGAAUUAUCAAGAAAAUAAUGGGGUCUUAAUUAGUAAUUUGUACUGAUUUCUUUGAGGUUAAUUAUGGGUAGAAGUUGAUAUACUUUAGAUAUGUAAUUUGGCAAUGUGAAUUUCUCCAACUUUUCCAAAGGAAAAGAAAAGUGAAUCAAGAAAAGUUAUAUGAUGACUUACAGAAAGGGGUCCCUUUAGAACUAUGAAAGUCUUGUAUUUGUUGGCAUCUAUUGGUGACCUAAUGCUUUCAUAUCAAGAGAAUUGUUUGAUGAUGAUAUUGAUAAGUUAUGAGAUAACUUUAUUUAUUGUUUCU